AUGGCCUCAAAGCGGGAGCAAGAGCAGGAAAGAAAACGAGUCAAAAACCUUCAGGAACGGCUUAAGCGACGAAAAGACCGUCUUACCCAGGGUCUUCACGACUACGCUCUCUUGGCCGACGCCAAGGUAUAUAUGCUCAUCCAGGACCGCCGAGGUGGCAUAACGGAGUACAGAAGCACCCCAGACCGAAAAUUUCCGCCGACAUAUGCACAGAUUAGGCGACUCUUCCCAUCAGCCAGCCUCUUGACGCCUGAGAGCUUCGGGGUUGCUGUCAGUCAACCAGCAAAAAAUGAUCAGUCUAACAAGCCUAUCGAGCACUUUCUGGGCCCGACUGUGGAGGCGUUUGCAGACGGCCGAGCGAUGAUUGGAGAGACCUCCGCUCCGAGCAAUAACCUUGCUCAUGUCCUGCCGGAACCAACUCUACAAGUGGGACCCACAUCGAUGCCACUGCUCACGGAGACCGAUGUGCAGUCCUACUUCACUUAUACAGAAUGCUGA
Aspergillus luchuensis is the source of this 498-nucleotide messenger RNA. RefSeq lists its product as uncharacterized. Gene Ontology annotation, molecular function: protein dimerization activity; DNA binding. Bases 1 to 498 code for a protein of 165 amino acids. The record is from RefSeq and is a predicted model, not a curated record. The transcript is spliced from 2 exons. Lineage: Eukaryota; Fungi; Ascomycota; Eurotiomycetes; Eurotiales; Aspergillaceae.